Triticum aestivum (bread wheat) is the source of this 959-nucleotide messenger RNA. Its product is annotated as protein DMP3-like. The record is from RefSeq and is a predicted model, not a curated record. Gene Ontology annotation, biological process: endomembrane system organization. NCBI's taxonomy places the organism in Eukaryota, Viridiplantae, Streptophyta, Magnoliopsida, Poales, Poaceae. The transcript has a single exon. Bases 16 to 723 code for a protein of 235 amino acids.
CUCAUCAACAACACGAUGGCGUCACCUUCUCCGUCUUCCACAGUGAUCCAGAUGCCUCCAAGUCCACACACCAACGGCGGGACAGCGGGCUUGGCUCCGGCCACGCCCGAGGACGCCGGCGACGUGCCAACCACAGCGCCCGCAGCAGCUGCUGGACCAGCAGCCAGCCCGACCGACAAGGUCAUGUCGAGUGCCGCGAACCUCGCGCAGCUGCUACCGACGGGCACGGUGCUGGCGUACCAGGCGCUGUCCCCGUCCUUCACCAACCACGGCAAGUGCUUCUCCUCCAACCAGUGGCUCACCGCGGCGCUGGUGAUCAUCCUCACCAUCUCGUGCAUCCUCUUCACCUUCACCGACAGUGUACUUGGCCGCGACCAGAAGCUCUACUACGGCAUCGCCACGCCGCGCGGUUUCAACGUGUUCAACUUCUCGGACGAAGAGGAGAGGCAGCAGUGGACUCCCGCUGAGUUCCGCAGGCUCCGCAUCCGGCCGCUGGACUUCGUGCGCGCCAUCUUCACGGCCCUGGUGUUCCUCACCGUAGCUUUCAGCGACGUGGGGCUGCAGAACUGCUUCUUCCCCAACGCUGGCAUGGACACCCAGGAGCUUCUCAAGAACCUGCCUCUGGGCAUUGCGUUUUUGUCCAGUUUUGUGUUCAUGAUCUUCCCCACAAAAAGGAAGGGCAUCGGCUACAGCGACACCACCCCUCGCCAAAAGCUCACUUGAUGUUAAUAUCAGUUCUUUCUGAACAGUUAGAUAGAUUAGAGUAUACCGUAAAUCACCAUAUAUAGUUACUGUAACUUUGAUGUUUAGGUCACUUGUUUUUUAAGUUAAAAUGUAGUGUAAUCGCGGUAUAGGAGGAGAUCUGGUAUAGGACUAGUAUUACUUAUUACAUUUCUUUGGUAAAUACUUGUGUAUUGUUUAAUUUAUUCAUGCCAAAUUUAUUGAAACCAUUUGGUGGG